Molecule: messenger RNA, 1548 nt
Organism: Antrostomus carolinensis (chuck-will's-widow)
Lineage: Eukaryota; Metazoa; Chordata; Aves; Caprimulgiformes; Caprimulgidae
Product: probable guanine nucleotide exchange factor MCF2L2
Exons: 11
Cellular component (GO): cytoplasm
Molecular function (GO): guanyl-nucleotide exchange factor activity
Source: RefSeq, a predicted model, not a curated record
AUCAUCAUGUUAAAUUCUGUCUCUGAUCUACAUGGCUAUAUUGACAAAAGUCAGCUGACCCGGGAGCUGGGAGGAACCUUGGAGUAUGGCCACAGUCAGUGGAUACAUCACCGAACUGCUAUUGAAAACUUUGCAAUGACAGUAAAAACAACAGCACAGAUGCUACAGACCUUUGGAACAGACUUAGCAGAGACUGAACUUCCCAACGAUGUGCAGUGCACAGAGGAGCUCCUCUUCGCGCACACUGACCACCACAGCAAGCUGAAGGAUGAGCUGAAACUAGCUGUGAAGCAGGGGGCCACCCUACUGACAUGUAUUAGGGAGCCAGUCACCCGAAGUGCCAACAGCAAACUCAGUCCAGAUGAACUGGAAAAUGUGGCGACAGUAGAAAGGUUGUUGGCUCAGUUGGAUGAAACAGAAAAGGCUUUUGAUCAAUUUUGGACCAAGCAUCACCUAAAACUAGAACAAUGCCUGCAGCUUCGACACUUUGAACAUGAUUUUAGAGAGGUAAAACUGGCAUUGGAUAAUCUCAUGGAAGCACAAGCAGGUUUUGCUGACAUUGGAGACAGUGUGACUCGAGUGGAGCACCUCCUAAAGGAACAGAAACAACUGGAAGAGAAAGGACAGGAACCUUUGGAGAAGGCCCAGUCUCUAGCUCUCCAUGGAGAACAGCUCAUCCAAAACAACCAUUAUGCGGUUGACUCCAUUAGACCAAAGUGUGUUGAACUCAGGCGUAUUUGUGAUGACUUUACCAAUGAGACCAAGAAAAAGUAUGAUAUUUUGGGAAAGUCUCUUGAGCUGCAUAAGCAGUUAGAUAAGGCAAGCCAAUGGUGUGAAGCUGGAAUCUACCUCUUAGCUUCCCAAGCUGUGGACAAGUGCCAGUCACAAGAGGGAGCUGAAACUGCACUGGUUGAAAUUGAGAAGUUCCUGGUAACAGCUAAGGAACACCAGCUCUCUAACCCGAAGGAGUUCUACAAUCAGUUUGACAUGAUCCUCACCCCUGAAAUAAAGGCCAAUGCCCAAAGAAUUCUACAAAAACUAGAAGAUGUACAAGAAAUGUUUGACAAGAGGCAAGUAAGUCUGAAGAAGUUGGCAGCCAAACAGACCCGGCCAGUACAACCUGUUGCCCCACAUCCUGAAUCUUCCCCAAAGCGAGCAUCACCAAAGAUUACCAGACCAGCAGGAGUAGCUACCAACAGGAGGUCCACAGAAAUUUCCUGCCCUCCAAGGACCAUUUCUGAAGUAGAGUUAUCAAAAAAGAAAAGCAUUAAGAAGACUAAAGGCGGAAUUAAGAUUGAAGUGAUGCAUGAAGCUAGUCAAGGGGGAUCCAGCAGAGUCCUGGUGAUGAGUGAAAGUGACGAGAACUUGUCAACAAGGAAGAGGUACACACUGAAGUUACUUGAUGCAGAAGACUACAUUUCUAAAAACACUGGCUUCAUACCUUAUGCUACACAAAUUGGAGACAGAUACAAAAAUGCAGUUUAUUACUACCUGAAUUUAAUUAUACCCUAUGAAAAUGCUACGACUGGUCUCCAAAACAUCAGCUAG